This is a messenger RNA of Vigna umbellata (rice bean), 804 nucleotides long. The record is from RefSeq and is a predicted model, not a curated record. Lineage: Eukaryota; Viridiplantae; Streptophyta; Magnoliopsida; Fabales; Fabaceae.
UGACCACUUGCGGCGAUAUAGUAGAGGCGACAGACCAGCAUUGCAAUGGUCCUUUUUUGUCUGAUACAUAAAGGAAAUUAAGCAAAUGGAAUAUCUUUCGAAGGUUAUCCAUGAGAUGCUGUGCAAAACAUCUAUCUCAUUUGCGAACUUUAGACAGGCAAAGGUUGACCUCAGCACCAAUGGUUUUACUAUACCAAAAGGAUGGAAAUAUGGACCCUGAAACUUACAUCAAUCCAAAGGAAUUCGAUCUUUCCAGAUGGGAAAAUCACACAGCAAGAGCGGGUUCUUUUAUUCCAUUUGGAUUGGGAAGCAGAUUUUGUCCUGGGAGCGACCUGACCAAACUUCAGCUCACCAUUUUCCUCCAUCAUUUUCUUCUUAACUACAGGACAUAUCAUUAGGUGUUGCAAUGGGAUCUACAACUGAAAUUUCUGGUGAGGCUAAACUAUUUUUAAUAUUAGUGUGUAUGAUUUAGUCCCAUUUAUAGCACCACGUACAAAAGAAAGAGCCACCUCUUCUAUCUCCGUUUUCUCACCACCCAAAUAAUAUAAGUAAAAGGCUUUUCUACUUUGGUUUUUAUUAGGAUUAUAACUUACAGACCUAAUUUAAAUUUAAUGAUAAUACAUUAUUUAAAUUCAAACUAAAACAUAAUUUAAUAUAGAUUUAAAGUUUCAGUGCAGUCGCGUGGUUUUUAUCAUGAUUAAUUUGAUAGAAAACUUUUAAAAAUGACACUAGAAAAUUCGUUUUUAAGGCUUUCUUUAUUUUUCUUUUACUUCUUAAUUUUCUUUUAUUGUACAUUUCUUCAGU